CUUUCUAAUUUCAUUAUUUUUAUUUUUAUUUAUCAAUACAAUCCAAGAUGCUUAGAAAUUUGACGGCUCUUCGUCAGGCCCCAUUGAAGCGUUUCUUCCAAACGUCCGCAGACGCUAUUGCUUCAUCUAGAUUUCAAACUACGGUGCUUGAUAAUGGAUUAACUGUUGCCAGUGAAAUUAUGCCAGGUACUAAAACCGCCACUGUAGGUGUAUGGAUUAAUGCUGGGUCAAGAGCCGAUAGCCCUAAAAGUAGUGGUACUGCUCACUUCUUAGAACAUUUGGCCUUCAAGGGAACCCAAAAGAGAACCCAGUUGAACCUUGAACUUGAAGUAGAGAACAUGGGAUCCCAAAUCAAUGCCUAUACAUCCCGUGAAAAUACCGUUUAUUAUACCAAAUGUCUUAAAAGAGAUAUUUCCCAAAAUGUUGAAAUUUUGAGUGAUUUGCUUACAAAGUCAAAGUUAGAACCUCGAGCUAUUCAAAGUGAAAGACAUGUCAUUUUACAAGAGAGUGAUGAAGUCGAUAAAAUGUAUGAUGAAGUCGUAUUUGACCAUUUACAUGCAGUCACUUAUAAGAAUCAAGAUUUGGGUAGAACCAUUUUGGGUCCUCGUGAACUCAUCAAGAUAAUCAACAGAGAUGAUUUAGUAAAUUAUAUUUCCACUAACUACAAGGGAGACAGAAUGGCUGUCAUUGGUGUCGGUUCUAUCGAUCAUGAAGAUUUAGUAAAACAAGCUAAGCAAUAUUUUGGAAAUAUCAAGAAAAGUACCGAACCAUUCCACCAGAGUGGUGGAGACUUACCAGUUUUCUACGGAAAUGAAGUCAAAAUUCAAGAUGAUGGCCUUCCACAAACAUAUGUAGCUUUAGCCGUUGAAGGUGUGAGUUGGUCUGCUCCUGACUUCUUUACUGCUUCUGUGGCGAACGGGUUAGUCGGUACCUGGGAUAGAUCUAUUGGUGUUGGAUCAAACUCACCUUCCCCUUUGGCAAUCACUGCCGCAACUGGUGGUCCAGGAAAGACCCCAAUCGUUAAUUCAUACAUGGCAUACACCACAUCAUACGCUGAUACUGGUCUUAUGGGGGUAUACUUUGUUGCUGAAAGAGAUACUGACCUUCUGCUUUUCACAAAUGCUGUGUUGAAGGAAUGGGCCCGUUUGAAGUCUGGAGAUAUUACUGAAGAUGAAGUUGAAAGAUCAAAGGCGCAAUUGAAGGCCUCCUUGGUUUUGGCGUUGGACGACUCCACCGCAAUUGCUGAAGAUAUAGGCAGACAAUUGGUCAACACUGGAUUCAGAUUAUCACCAGGAGAAGUUUUUGAAAGAAUUGAAGCCAUUACAAGGAAGGAUGUGGUAGAUUGGGCAAACUAUAGACUCAAGGAUAAGCCAAUCGCGGUUUCUGCAUUGGGAAAUGUGAAGUCACUCCCAAGUCUUAAAGACCUCACUAAGGGGAUGUCUUUAUAGGUAUUUAUCAGAAUGUACAUAGUUAAGAAAUAGAUAAUAUAAAGUGCCAAUGAGUAUAGAAU
Molecule: messenger RNA, 1510 nt
Organism: [Candida] anglica
Lineage: Eukaryota; Fungi; Ascomycota; Pichiomycetes; Serinales; Debaryomycetaceae
Source: the annotation of a GenBank genome assembly